Messenger RNA from Dioszegia hungarica, 774 nucleotides. RefSeq lists its product as uncharacterized. NCBI's taxonomy places the organism in Eukaryota, Fungi, Basidiomycota, Tremellomycetes, Tremellales, Bulleribasidiaceae. Bases 1 to 774 code for a protein of 257 amino acids. The transcript has a single exon. The record is from RefSeq and is a predicted model, not a curated record.
AUGGAAUUCAGCUCGGCCGACAAUGCGCAGACUCUGGUCACCUCGCCUCAUGCGCAAACCGCAUCACCGCCCCCAGCCGUCCCCGUGCCAGUCGCCGCCAUCAUCCUUGCUGCCCCCGAUACGCUCAGCGAUCGAACACACCUGUCACACGACCUUCAGCCCUUCGCUGGUCUCCCUCUCAUCGUGCAUGCCGUCAAGCUCGUCCGUGGCAUCGGUGCAUCCCCCAUCGUCAUCGCACGUACAUCGAGCGAUGAAGCCAAGAUCCGCGAGGCAGUCCGUCCCCACGUUCCAGUCGACGAGCUGAUGUGCGUCAACCAGGACCAAGAGCAAGGACCCCUCGGCGGCCUUCGAGCCGGACUGUCCGAUCUCCUUGAAGAGACGACCCACGCGCUCGUCCUGCCCGCUACGAUGCCGCUGCUCACGAUCAAAGCCUUGGAGACGAUGAGGGCUGCGAGCAAAGUCGCGCCCCUCGUCCUCCUUGGGCAGGCCGCUUUAGGUGACGGAGAGAAUGGGCCGGUGUGCUUUGAUGUGCUUUGGGCAGAGGUGGAGCUGAUCAGAGGAAUCUUCCAGAUCGAUGAGGGCAAGCCGGUGGUGAGAGGGGGAUCGAUGGAGGAUCUGGUGACCUUUGCGGCGGGGCAAAGGCGUAGGAUCGCCACAGUGUGCGUGAGCGAGGGUGAGCUGCUCCGGGUGGACACGGCUGAGGACUUGAUCGAGGCGGAGGGGAUCUGGCGCAGCCGAGACGGGAAAGACCGAGGCAAGGCGUAUGGAGCGUAG